CCGAAAUUUGUCAACAUAAACAACAGUGAAUUUCUUUCUACCAAAGCUCUCCAGUUAUAAUAUUCUAGUCUAUGUACCAAAGCUUCCUACUAAAUAUUUCAGAAUUUGUCUUCCAAUGUCUACGACAGACGAAGAAAAAAGCAGGAUCAACAAACUGCUAAGCGAACUAGAGGUCCCCGAGGUAAAACUGUCCGCGCGCUGCUCAGACCUGGUCAAAGAGUUCCAGACUAAGUUCCAGGCGGAAGUAGAAGAUGAAGAGACGAUGAAGGAAGAAGUCUUCGAGAACCCCUACAAGGUGGACGCCGAGCUGAUGGGGGAGAAUGAGAGGAAGUUGAGUGAACUACUGGCUGAGAGCAAAAGAGCCAAGAGAGCCACUUCCAAGAGUGCUCCAUCCUCAGAAGACGCCGCGCGGCCGUGGCGGACCCACUCCAGCAGGGAGCGCCUGCUGCGGGUGGACCUGGAGCUCCGGAGGCAUCAUGAGAAGGCUUCUCAGCUAAUAACGGCAUUACCAGACGAAGAAAUGAAAGACCUUGUGAAGCAAUGUGAGGCUGAACCGAAUCUGACAAAACCCAUGACCAUCAGAGCAGUGGUGGACGAGGCGAAGAAAAACCUACCCAAUUUCCAGUUCAGGAAGAUCGAGAAUAGCACGGCCACAGGCAUUUAUGCCGAUGCUCAUAAGGCAGCUACAGAAGACAGAACUGAGAUUGUGAAUGAAGCGACAUGAACAAAACUUAACGCUUUCACACCAUUUUUGUGUUGCUUGUUUAAAACGUU
Plutella xylostella (diamondback moth) is the source of this 774-nucleotide messenger RNA. RefSeq lists its product as uncharacterized. The record is from RefSeq and is a predicted model, not a curated record. NCBI's taxonomy places the organism in Eukaryota, Metazoa, Arthropoda, Insecta, Lepidoptera, Plutellidae.